GGAGGGUAGAGCCUCGGCAAUUACUAUAUAGUCUUACGUCUAGCGUCGGUGAGACAGCUCGAGCGCUUGGAGACUUCUGCAACUCACAUUGAAGUUUUUGACAUAGUGUUUGGUGUACAAGACUAUACCUGGAGAUGGCAUCGGAGAAAAUAAACAGACCAACGGGCUUUGGCAUGACAGCCGAAGUGAAGAAAAGGAUGGACUCAAAAUAUGAUGACCAGGCUGAACAAAACGCACGUUUAUGGAUGGAGGAUGUAACAGGAACUCUGCUGUGCAACCCCCCUGAUGAUAUUGAAACAGCAGAGCAAUUAAAUGAAUGGCGUUAUAACAAUCCAUUGGGUAGAGAUGGAAUGUGUGCGGCUUUGUCUGAUGGUCGCUAUUUGUGCAUGUUGAUGAAUACCAUCUAUGAAGGAGCAAUUCCAAAAUUUAAUGAAAUCCUGAAAGAGAAAGAUGCGUUCAGAAAGAGAGAAAAUAUCGAGAAGUUUAUUUUGGCCGGAAUAGACAAGUUAAAUUGCAAAAAACUGGAUCUAUUUCAAGUUGUGGACCUAUAUGAGAAAACUAAUCCGGGGCAGGUUAUCAAUGGAAUCUAUGCUGUAUCAAGAAAGGCCGCGGAUCUUCAUCCUGAUUGGCCUGUACUUGGACCAAAAGAGUCUAAAUACAGUCCACGCAUAUUCUCCAAGGAGCAAUUGAAAGAAGGCUUGAAUUUCAUUCCACUUCAGAUGGGCACAAAUAAAUGUGCUUCGCAGGCAGGCAUGACAUUUGGGAAACAGCGUUUCAUCAUUGACUAACUGCACAUACAUUCUGUCAUAAAAGUUGUACUGUACUUCGUAAAUGCAAUUUUCCUGCUGCCUUGGUAAAUUUUCCUCAUAAAUACAACGUUAAAGUUUGCUAAAGCUUUAAAAAUUUUCCUAUUCGAAAAAGUGAGCUUGUGUGAGAUAAUUAUUUUUUAAUAAAGUAUUAUAAAAUUGCAA
Xenia sp. Carnegie-2017 is the source of this 971-nucleotide messenger RNA. Its product is annotated as myophilin-like. Gene Ontology annotation, molecular function: protein binding. The transcript is spliced from 6 exons. The coding region runs from base 135 to 788 and encodes 217 amino acids. Lineage: Eukaryota; Metazoa; Cnidaria; Anthozoa; Malacalcyonacea; Xeniidae. The record is from RefSeq and is a predicted model, not a curated record.